This is a messenger RNA of Chara braunii, 4125 nucleotides long. NCBI's taxonomy places the organism in Eukaryota, Viridiplantae, Streptophyta, Charophyceae, Charales, Characeae. The record is from the annotation of a GenBank genome assembly.
GGCAGUGGCAUGAGUUCUGAGAGGAGGGAGUGGGAGCAGGAGACACACAUAGUUAUUGGAGGGGUCAGACGAGAACGACCCAAUGCGAGUUCGGCCUGAGUCUGUUGAGGUCGAGCUAGAGAUGACGAUAGAGCCGGGGGAGGAAGAGGCUGUCAUAAUUGGGGGAUUUCAGGCGACCCCACAAGAGGAGGAGGAGGAGGAGGAGGAGAGCAUUGUCAGGUUGCGGCUAGGAUGGAAAGAUCACCAGAAGUCGGUCACGGGGAUGAAUAUGCCAGGAGUACCAUGUGGUGCACUUGUUGCCUGCAGUGAGUCCCAUCAGCAGGAGAGUUUGGGAAAGCGGGUUCAGGCAAACCCAUUGGUGAAUGCAGCAACUCCAUCUGAAUUGCGUAUUACCGCCCUUGUCCUUGGAGUUGGAGGGGAGGCUGUGCGGUGUGAAGACGAUGAUGAUAGUUGUGCUGCAGGAGAAGGAACAGUGGGCGUUGCCUUAAAGAAGGCAAUGAGCUCGGGGUUGGGGUCACCACGGAUGAAGGAAAGGGGGGGAAUGUUGAGGUUAGAGGAGGAGAUGCUGACAACUGGUGAGAAGUCUCACAAAGCACUCAGGCCGAAGUCGUGUUCCAUGAAGCUGGAGUUGGAGCCUGACUCCCGAAACAAGUCUUGUGCUAAUCCCAACUCCAAUUCACAAGUUGAAAUGGGAGGUGACACUCUACAGGAGGAACAACAAGCACAAGUGGAGAGCAUGAUGGCCACUACUGAUGCAGGAGAAGGUAUAAGAGAUCCACAAGCGAUGGCUGUGGGAGGCGUAGCUGGCGAACGAGACAAAGGGGAGGGAAGUGUAGCGGCGACAAGCCUUGAUGAUGGUAGUCAAGGGAGGCAAGGUAGUGGGGUGAAAGAGAAGGAGAUUGGGAAGGGCGUUGGCGAAGGGUGUGUAGAAAAGGAGGAGGUGAGAAAACAGGCAGCGGCGUUAGAACGACAGAAAGAGGGUGGGGCGGCGGCUCACGAUGCAGAACAGAGUGACACAGUAGAGAAAGGAAGCGAUAGAAGGGGUGAGAGCACCGCCGACGCAGAGGAGGGGGAAUUUGGCGGCGGGCAGAAGUUGAUAGGAAGGAAGACGAGUAAAAAGUUCGGUCGGAGGACGUUUGUUGGGGAGGUUAUGAGCUUCGAUGAGGAGCACAAAUGGUACAAGGUUAUAUACGAAGAUGGGGAUGAAGAAGAGCUGGAGUGGUUGGAGCUUAAGCCCACUCUGCAAUCUGUGGGGCAAGGGUCGAGUUUGAUGGCCCCAACGUCCUCCAUUGAGAUGCCGCUUGGGAAAAGGAAGAGGAAAGAGUCAGCAAGGCUCACCGAGUGUUUAAAUCAAUUCGGCAGCCUGUCGUUCACAAUCCCUCGGACGAGAGGGAAGAAUAAGGGGAAAGGAAAAGAUAAUCCCGAGAAAUCAGAGUCAGAGAAGCAAAGUCAAGCAACACAAGAAGUGGGAAAGGAAACACCCAAGGUAGUGGGUGAAGUAGCAGUAGAGGAGAAAAAGGAGUCGGGGAAAACGGCAAUGGUCGAGGAAGUUGUCGUGAUAGAGGAGAAUGAUGGAGAGGAUGGGGAUGGGACGGAUAGGGAGCAGAAGGUAGAGGAGAAUGUGGCAGCAGAAGAUGCAGUCGCGGUUAAAGCUCAGCCUAAGGGCUCAGGCAAGGCAGGAGCAAAGGAAGAAGCAAAGCCUGUGAAUAAGGGGGGGCUGAAGAAGAGCACUGGCAAGGGAAAGGAGAAGACGGUGGAGCAAAAGGUGAAGAAGGGAGAGAAACGAAAAGAUAAGGAGAAAGAUGCUGGAAAUGGUAAAGCUGGAGAGAAGGGCACAAAGGAUGUGGCAGUGCAGAACCAUGCACAGAAACGCCAAAAGACUGGCGAGAAAGAGAAGCAAGGAGGGGAGAAGAGGAAGAAACCGAUGGCCGAUGUCCAGAAAUCGCCUGCUGAGCUUUCACAGAAGCCCUUGAAGAAGGACAAAAAGUCCGAAGAGAAGUCGACCAGCAAGCCUGCUGACAAAGCGUCUGCCGGCGCCGUGGCAGAGAAUGGAAAGGAGAAGGCGAAGAAGCCAGGAGGCGAAGGAGAGAAGUCGGCACAACAGGUGAAGAAGAAACAGGUGGAAAAGCCCAAGAGUGUAUCACAGAAAGGAGGGGGUGAAUCGACAGUUAAGGCGUCAAAAACACCCACAAAGGGGGCUAAGUUGGAAAAAAAGAAGGCAAAGUCAUCAGAUAAGGCCACCGAUGUAGAGGAGGUUGCAGUUGAACCGAGGCAGAAGGCAGGGGAAGCAGGUGAGAAGGGCAAGGCCCAGGGUGAGAAGAGGGUAUCGCCAUCAGAUAAAGCAAAGCAGACGCAAUCGACAAAUAAGAAGUCAGCCGAUAAAAAUGGUGCACAAAAGGACUCUAAGCCAGCAGGGAAGGUGGAGAAGGCUCCCUUGUUAAGUGAGAAGGGUCACAAAAAGAAGGAUAAGGGAGACGGCGAUGAUGUCAAUACAACACCAGACAAGAGGCUGCUGCCUGAGGAGUGCUUAGACGGAGGUACUGGUGGUUUAACGGUGAAGUACGAGGACGGUGAUGAGGAAGAGCUUGUGUGGAGGGAACUGGAGCCCAUCCUUAUCCCGGGCACGAGUACAGCCGUCAAGGAGAAAGAGACGGUGUCAGCCCCAGCACAGUCAGGAAAGAAGAAAGGCCAAGGGAAUGUCACAGCGAAGUCGAAAUCAUCGUCACCUACAACGGUCGAGGGGAGUGGCGAAGGAGGUAGCAGCUCGUCUCUGAAGAGGAAGCGUGCACAUGGGGAAAAUGGCACGAAUGAUAAUAAGCCGUUCUUGAAGACCGCCAGCUUGUUGAAAGCGCUCCCGAAUCUGGUAGCCGUACCUUCGACGUCGUGACCGUGGGGAGAAUCGUGAUGACUUCGGAGAGAUUCGUCUCCCUCGAGGAUCAGGCGCAGCGUUGUGUAAUAAGGCGUCGGAUGGUGCUGCGGUGAUCAGGGUUGUAGCCUCGAGUAGGUUUGGGCAAGCAAACGAACGACGCCAUCGCCGAACUUCUCAUCGAUGUCAUCUGCCCAUGCGCGCAGCCAGGGAUGCACAUCUUGUGUCUCCAUACUUACUUUUUGCCCUUGUCUUUUUUUCCUGCCUGGCUUGUCAAUCAAUUACUUAUGUCUCCCCAUUUUAUGGAACUGUGUGCCGUGCCGGCACACAAGGGCCUGUCCUUCCCCAAUCUCUUGGACAUGCCUUCUUUUUGCUCUGAGUUUUUCCCUCCCGUAGUCCUAAGCUCUGCUUUUGUCUACGUGCAUACACAUAGCUUGUUCCCCUUCCAUGGGUGUGAUAUAUAGUCAAUCUUGUACUCUCCACUCUCCAUCCAUUCUCCCUGAAAUGGCAUGAGCGGAGGGCUCUUUGGGUCACAGAGGAUGCGUCCUCUGCAGAUGUUCUGCCAGAUGGAAUGCACAACGCGGCGGUGAUUGCCUGCUGCCUUUAUUACAAAAUAUGGCAGGCAGUCUAGGCUCAGAGGUCAUGACAGGUGGCAGUUGUUGCAGUUGCCCAGGUGUUUGUGGUUUUGUAUAUGUAGUCUUCUUUGGGAGAGGAGAGUGCGAUGCUUUUCCUUUCAAGCACCGAGAUCUUCCUUUCUUAAUCUCCUUUCGUUUCUAGUAGUGUCUGUACGUCCCGUUACCUCUCUCUCUCUCUCUCUCUCUCUCUCUCUCUCUCUCUCUCUCUCUCUCUCUCUCUCUCUCUCUCUCUCUCUCUCGCUCGCUCGGCUGCGAUGAAGCUCCAUGUUGACACCAGUGUCUGGCUUAUCUGCGGCGGAUAAAGUUAUCCGCUGUGGGUGAAAAUGCAACACGAAGCAUCAACUGUUCUUCAUUGACCAAGCGUCCGUCCACUGGUGUUUUGAGGAUCUACCUUGGUGGCCCUUCUGUGCUUUUGAUGCACAGCUUUCAUCCAGCUGUUGCUGGGGUGUGUGGUUUUCGCCCUGCACCCCUCUAUCGUGUACAAUGUGCGAUUUGAGUAAUCGUUUUGCGUGGUUGAUUAUGGAAAUGACUCUCUCACCUGUCUCGUCGUCUUGUCAGCAAUGCUGCCUGCAUGAGUUGUCAUAAAGCCUCCCUCUCCCUCAACUCUUAGAUGCGAAACAAUAG